Messenger RNA from Lentinula edodes (shiitake mushroom), 4713 nucleotides. RefSeq lists its product as uncharacterized. NCBI's taxonomy places the organism in Eukaryota, Fungi, Basidiomycota, Agaricomycetes, Agaricales, Omphalotaceae. The transcript has 6 exons. The record is from RefSeq and is a predicted model, not a curated record. Bases 1 to 4713 code for a protein of 1570 amino acids.
AUGUCGAGCAUUAAUCCUAGCACGAAACUUCACCGGAGUUCACCGACGCCUGCAGGCACUAAAUCUCUCAAUACGAGCUCUACUCAUUCCGCAGCCCCACGAAGUUCCCCCUCUCUGACACCAUCACCCCGGCCACAAUCUCGUCCAACAACUCGCCCGAAUGUCAAGUCCCGAAUAACUCCGGCUCACACAAAACCCGUCGAUGACUGCACCAGUCGACACAAUCUAAGGGGAUCGGGAUUGGAGGCAGAACAGAAGCGGAAAACGCAACCUGCACAACCUAGUCAGCAUGCCAAGUCCGAGAAUACAGAUUCAAAUGCUUCGGGAGUCUCAGAGAAUUUAGGCUUGUCUCCUCAAGAAGUCAACGUACUGCAAAGUGUUUGGGAAGAUUCCCCUGUCAAUACUGAUGCCUCCUUCGAUCCCGGAGGAAGCUCUACAGUUGAUAGAACUGCAGUGAAAUCCGGAUAUGGGUCUAUCUUUGGAUUCAACAUGGUGCCUAAGUCGAGGAAUAGCUUUGCCGUUACGGAAGGCUCUUCGGAAGAUCGGUCACAAUCCGCAUCUUCGAUAGGUUCUACUCUUUCCCGUUUUUCCUUGGUGUCCACGAAAACCGUCGCUGCCGGUCCCCCGUCUCCUGUCAAUCCACCUACGUUGCAGACUACACCGCAGUAUCCAUCGUCUACCACUACCCAGUCUUCCUCGCCCUCUGUAGAAGUAAUACAUCCUGCGUCCAUCGCUGCCCUGGAAUUUCCUUCAGAACACUCAAUGCUCCAAUCCUCAUUUGCACCCCUUUCUCAAUCGUCCUCUCUCUCUCCCGACUCACUUGAUGUCUACGCCGCAGUUCAAUAUCUCCGUACGAGUGUGUCCACCUCAGCUCUGAGGUCGGGUGCACCGUCUGGAAACGCAGAUGUGACUGCCUCUACUUCCCGUGUGUCAGGGUCGACGUCCCGUGUGUCCUUGCAUGCCACGGCACAUCCAACGCCAAAAUUGACUGCUUCCGCGCACGUAAAUCCCUCUACACGAGUAUCCCUCGGGUCGUCAAGGGCUUCUUCUACUGCGAAAGGCUCGUCACCUUUGCAAGCCAAAGAUUCGAAUUUGUCGGUCACUAAGACUAGAAUGGCUCCGGUAGCCACUACUUCCGAAUAUCCUCCGACACCGCUGCAUACUGAUGGAACGGUAGUUCAUCGUGCCACGUCUCGUACUGAAGGAUCUAUGAACCACAUACAUCCCACUGAGCUUUCUAGCAUGAUGAAUGUCAUGACUUCACCUUCCUCCUAUGAUAUGCCAUCUUCACAUUCUUUUCCUGAAGCAUCUUACGGACAGCGAUACACGUCUAAUACAAGUCUGAUGUCUUCGGAUAUUUCUCCGUCAUCACCGUUCAGCCUUCCUAUCGAUUCACCGGUACAUUCCUAUCCCCCGCCGGCUUCGUCCCCACCUACGGUCAAUUUAAAGCGUCUUCUCUCCAAACCUGCACCUACUGGAAAUUCCAGCGCGAGCGAGAGCGAAAGCGGUGUUAUCACAACGAAAUCACGACCAGUCCGUAGGAUUGAGCGGAUCGAAGAGAAAAAUGAAAAACAGAGGAUUGAAGCUUUCAGUAGGGGACGAGCGAUCGAGUCUGAUGCUGAGUGUGCACCACCUUUCGGGAGUAGCCGGGAGCGAGAUCGAGCCAGGAAGAUGGAAUGGGAAGCAGAGAGAAGGCUACUCAAAGAGCGAACUUUAUCUCAUAGUCGUCCGACAACGUCUCAAUCUACAGACAGUUCGCAAACGAAGGAGCGUAAAGGGCUUGGUGGUUUGGUACGAAGUGCAUCCUGGUCCCGGACUCGGGGGCAAGAAGGAACAGACAAGGCGGAAAAGAAGACAAGAAAUACUCUGAAGAGGCAUCCGUCAGCAACAUCUGUUGCUUCGCCUUCUGACGAUUCUAAGAUGAAAGAGUUUCCUUACUCGUCUUUUGCACCUGCUUACACGGGCUCCAUACUUCCUGCGACUCGUCCGGCAGCUUCAUCCGGAAGCUUGCUGCCUCCAGCGGUAGGGCUUUCAUCUUCCAGAGGCUCAUCGCCCACGCCCCAGGAUAAACGGCGGAGUCUCAUCCCGCAUUCUGCAUUGUUGAAACAAGGCCUUGCGGGAAUAUCAUCUGAUGAUGGCGUUACUUCAUCCGGAACAACACCAGCGAAGGAAAUUAUGAUCGCGUACAAACAGCAACAGGAGCGGGAAAAGAAGAGGGAGAGAGAACGCAACGAACGGGCACGAGAGAAGCAACGAGAGAAAGAGCUAUGGCAACAGGAGGACGACCGACAACAGCGUGCAUUGAAAGAUCAAGCCUCCCCCUCUCACUACAAUCAAAGCAAUUCACUAACUACUUCGCACUCCCAAAGUAUCUUUAUGAAAGACGUGCCCUCAGUCGGUAUGCAAAUACACCCCAGAGAACGAUCUUCUUCUGUUCCCAACUCAGGCGCGGCCAGCAUGAUCCACGAUUCUUCCCAUUUGGCGCAGUCAUCUGAUCAAUCUCCUUCACGACCAGAAAAACUCUUAAAUGAAGCUAGAUCGUUCGAUGAAGAACCUUCACAACCUUAUUACACGGUUCUCGGAAGCUCGAAGCGUGUUGUAGCUGCUGAAGGCGUCAAAAUAGAAGAUACCUUUUCCCCCGACUUUUCUUUGAGCACUUCGAACUUGGUAGAAGGGAUUUCGUCAAGCAUGGGUGUAGGCCUCGGACUGGGUCAACCAUCCAGUAGUCCACAAAGCGAGAUUCCUCGUCCUUCUACCCAGACAUGGGAGAGAAGUGCUUCUGUGACUGUUGGUAAACCUUCGAAAACAUCGAGCGCCUUUGGCAUUGGCAUUGGUAAAACCUUGUCUCGUAAAAUGAGUGGACGACUAGGUGCACCAAAAAGAGGGCCGUCCUUAGAUAUCAGCCCUGUUUCCAAUACACCCACUUUACUUGUCCAUGAACAUGGAAUGCCAAGUUUACAUGAACGACGUGUGAUGCCAAAGAAUGAAAACAGAGCGUCGGGUUCUCGAGGAGAUAAACGGAGUUUACGAUUGUCAAUAGAUGAAUAUGCUACUACCAAAGGCGCAAUUUCGCCUCCGAAGAAGAGCCCAGCAAUUCAUCGACCUGUCUUGACCCAGGAUGGAGAAAUUCGUACUUCUUUACUUAAGUCGAGUCUGACGUCAAGCCCCCAGCCCAGUCCUACCAGCUCCAGUAGUCAUUCGGGUAGUAAGAACAAAAUUUGGAAUCUCAUGAAGCGAAUUUCUACGGGUGGUCUCCGAGAUAACUACCGUGACAAUGGCGCAAGUCUUCCAACUAGUCCCCUUCCACCACCACCACCUGUUCCUGCCCUUCCAAAGGAUCUUUCUGUGUAUUCGAAGGAAAUGACGCGAAAAGGCGGGGAAGAUGUGACGGAAGUGCUGCACAAACGAAAUGCCACUUCAACAACGAUACAGAGUCCGUACGGAAAGCUAUCUUCUGCUGGGUCUAUAAAAGCUCCUAUGAUUCCCUCGACGAGUACAAGGCCGGGAACUGCCACACGAUCUUCUUCCCCAAUUUCGUCUUCCGAUAUCGGCUCUUCCAAGUUCUUCAAUCGGUCCCAGAGUCAACGGAGUUCAAGUAGUUCAUAUGGCGAGCAGAUACCUCCUGUUCCCAUUGCACCUGGAAAGACAUUCCAGCUACAGCAGCACAUACUUCCGCCGAGUGAGUUGUACCAGCUUCAUCUCAAUCUAGAACGGAACAAGGACGAUCCGAACGCGCGACCCAUGAAUUCCUCCAACAGCACGAACUAUUCACAUUCUUUGUCAUCCUUAAAUACUUCGAUCUCCCACUCACGUUCCCAGGUCAAUCUCAAGUUACAAACUCAGAAUCAACAAAAACCUGCUCUUACAGAAGAAUGGACGAUUAUCCCUACGCCAAAGGAGGAAAAAGCCGGCUUUUCAUUGCCUGUACCUCGACGUCGGACAGGGUCGGAUAACAUAGAUGAAGUAGGUUCACGGCGUCCGCCUACUGCAUACGAAAGUAGUCGUUCUCCUUCACCUACAAUCGCCACAAUCAAUGCUUCGAAUUCAGUUAGUAGUCCGUCUCGAGAAGCAAAACCCAGUGGGUCGGCUCUCACUUCCGCAUCCACUGACACAUCCAGUGCGUAUAGGGAAAGUGCUUCGGCCGGGUCGCGCUUUUCUUCUCUACCUGUCAUUCCUUCAAAAAGUCCACGAAGAGCGGCGUCGGCUUCCUCCGCCUCGUUAACAUCUAACGGUAGAACAUGGAGUCCUGCCAUUCCCCCACUACCAACGACACACGUUACUACUUCGGUCAGUGGACAUCAAAAGCCGCAAGAAGAAUACGUCAAACCCGAUGCGGACUCUCCUUCUAGACGAGGCAUGCGUAAAUCCUUCGGCUUUUCCAGUCCUUCGGAAUCCUCAUCAAAUAAUUAUGUCAGAAAACGGACCAUUAGCAGCUCGAGUAGACCAACAACGUCGCCAGCUGCCCAUCACCUGUCGACUACCGCUCAAAUACGAACUUCUCGUCUUCCCCGAUCCGAAAAUUCACAGCGUCCAAAUGCUCGUACAUUUGGUCCUCUUUCAGCCAAAGAAAAGGAUGACAAGUGGGAUGAUCUCCUUGAGCGGAGCAAAAGAGCAGGUGGCACACUACAUCUUAACGGCGGCUUAGACGGCUUGGAUUCAGAUAGAUUGCGAUUUUCAGUCAAUGACAGUGAAGACGAACUCGAUGAUCUAUGA